Molecule: messenger RNA, 1223 nt
Organism: Gracilinanus agilis (Agile Gracile Mouse Opossum)
Lineage: Eukaryota; Metazoa; Chordata; Mammalia; Didelphimorphia; Didelphidae
Product: coiled-coil domain-containing protein 115-like
Exons: 1
Coding region: 15-671 (218 amino acids)
Biological process (GO): vacuolar proton-transporting V-type ATPase complex assembly
Cellular component (GO): extrinsic component of endoplasmic reticulum membrane
Source: RefSeq, a predicted model, not a curated record
CAACUUCUCAGGCCAUGGCUGCUUCUCCGAGGCGGGGCUUCCCAGAGGUUGAAAUCCAGGAAAAUUGGUCCUUGCAAUCCUUGAGUACUCAACUUGAUCUCCACCUCCUGCGGCUAUUCGUGGAGCUCGAGGAGCUGGAAGGAAAGCGUGAGGCCUUGAACGCCCGAGUGGAGGAGGGCUGGUUUUCCCUGUCCAAGACUCGUUACGCCAUGGGCGCCAAGGCCGUGAGCUCCCUUCAGUAUGCUUCCUCUAUGGUUCCCCUCUUCCGGGUCUGCAUCAGUGAGCUCGAGUCUGGUCGGCCUGAGUUCCAGGUUGUGUUCACUGACCCCAAGGAAGUCCAAGAUGUGACUGAUAAUGAAGAGCCCAAGUCGGAGGCUCCUUUAACUCCAGUGCUUCGGCGUCGGCCUCAGCCCCAUCCCCAGCCCCACGGGUCUCCUUUGCAAUCCACCUCACCAACACCUGCCCCCUUGGCAUCUCUUGAUCGGGAUCCGUUGACUUGGUUUGGGAUCUUGGUGCCCCAGAGUCUACGGCAAGCCCAGGGAAGUUUCCGCGGAGCCCUGCUGAUAGCUGGGGAGAUUGCUGAGCUUCAGGGCCGAAUCGAGUGGUGUAGAACUCAGGUUCAAGCACUGCAAAAGGAGAAACAAAAACUGCUUGAACAGCUGAAGGUCUGAAGCAUGAACAUUCUCUAAAAUUUAGAGUCCAAAUAAAUAAUUUAGUCUCUGGUUAAAAGAAAAAGCCUGCUUUUUGAAAGAAGCCUUUUCACUGCCUUCCCUCUAAAAUGAUUUCUAAUUUAACCUGUAUAUAUCUUGUAUGUAUGUAGUUUGCAUGUUGACUCCUUUAUUAGAUUUUAAGUUUGAGAACAGAGAAUUUUGGCUUUAUUUCCUCUGCAUUAGCACAUUGUGUAAAACAUAUUUGUUGGUUAAUAAUUGCUAGCCCGUUUGUCAACUUCGGGAGCAGGGGGGGAAGAGAGGAGGGAAAGAACGUGAACCAUGUAACCAUGGAAAAAUAUAAAAUAAAAUAAAAUAAAUGCUAGCUGAUCUCUAGCUUUCUUCGUGACAUUACAAACCACACUUUAAGAAGGGAUUUACUGGUUCUCUCCCCUUACCUCCCGCUGCUGCUUAGCCUUCCUCUUGUAUAACCUUUCAUCUACUGUGCAUGUAUUUUGUAUUUCUAUACAUGUUGUUUCCCCCUUUAAAAUGUAAACUACUUGAGAGCAGAAAGUG